CUUCCGCAUGCAUACCGCGGAUUUUUGAAAAUAACGACUGGUUCAGUAUAAAGACACGGCGUCAAAUCAGAAAUAUCAACCGCCACACUACAUAUUGUGAGCAUCAUGUCAUCCAUUACUGAUCCAAACAUGAGUAUCAGGUUCACCAGUGCGAUGGAGGAGAUCCACAACAAACAGCUCAAAACAUAUGGAGAGAUAAUUGAUGCAACUACCGAAUUAUGCCAAUCCCACAGACAGUUUGUGAAGUCUGCACAUGAUACAUGUAUAAGGAAAUGCAAGGACGCUGAGAUUCUGUUUGAUACAAUACAGGCAUUUAAAAAAGACUUGGAGCAAAAAAAUGCGUCAUUGAAAACAAAACAGCAUGCCAUCUCUGAAAUGGUAUCUGAGAUUCGGCAGAAAGAGAUGCAGAAAGAUGACAUCAUCCAGAAGAUAGAGAAACUUAAAGAAGAACUUGCAAAGAGAAAAGAGUUAAUUGAGUCUCAAAAUAAAGCAAACAAAGCCAGACUGAGGAAUCUCCAGAAAAGCAGAGUUGUUUUUCAGGAUCAUUUGGGGAUGGAGAUAAGAACAAUAUUCGGCAAAACUCAACUGGUUAAAGGUGAAAAGGUGCAGUUUGUUUUCCGGAAUAUUAAACCUUCAGAUCCGGAUAGUGCUUACGUCGUCACAAUGGGAAUUAAAGAGGACAGAUCAUACCAGAUUGUGUCAAGUGACCCCGUGCUCGAGUGUUUGCCAGUCUUGGAAAGCCGACUUCAGGAGACCAAUAACUUAGCAGCGUUCCUGGCAAACGUCAGGAAGGAGUUUAUCUCAAAGGCGCGCUGCUGAGACUGUAAGGACGGGGGGAAAAAAAAUACCAUGUCAUGAAGUUCUUUCUGCAGUGUGGACUAAUGUAGACAUGGAGCGCAAUUUUCAGUGUUUAUCUACAGUACAUGUCUAAAAAUGCCUUGUCAGGGCGAAUAGAUGUGGUACUAAAUGACAUUUUUAUCCAUAUAUCAGUUAAAGAUUAUUGACUUAGAAUCCAAAUCCCUGGGAUGCCUUCCCCUUCCCCAACACCAAGUUUCUUGACCCAGUACCACACUCCCUAUUUUUUUCUUCAC
Molecule: messenger RNA, 1091 nt
Organism: Plectropomus leopardus (leopard coralgrouper)
Lineage: Eukaryota; Metazoa; Chordata; Actinopteri; Perciformes; Serranidae
Gene: spc25
Product: SPC25 component of NDC80 kinetochore complex
Biological process (GO): chromosome segregation
Cellular component (GO): Ndc80 complex
Source: RefSeq, a predicted model, not a curated record